Molecule: messenger RNA, 877 nt
Organism: Nymphaea colorata (pocket water lily)
Lineage: Eukaryota; Viridiplantae; Streptophyta; Magnoliopsida; Nymphaeales; Nymphaeaceae
Product: zeaxanthin epoxidase, chloroplastic
Exons: 5
Coding region: 101-751 (216 amino acids)
Molecular function (GO): protein binding; mRNA binding
Source: RefSeq, a predicted model, not a curated record
UCCGGUCGAUCCUUCUGCUAAGAACCAGAGCCUUCUGCUAUCCGACCAAGAUUUCUUUGAGAAAAAGAAAGGAAGAGGAAGAGCAAGGGGAAGAAAUACAAUGCAAUCCAUGAGUCUCCAUCAGGCUCUCUUCUGCCCCUCCUCUUCUCCUCUCCUCACCAACAGCCACUACCGCCGCGACCCUCUUUCUCUUUUUCUUUCUCUUCCCCGCAGUGGUCUUCUUCCUUCUAAUCCCUCUGCUUCUUCUAUCCCGUGUCAGCUUCAUUUGGGGUCCAAGAAGAGAGGGAGAAGUUCCACACCAAUCAUACGUUUCGCUGUCGGAGACGUUCCGCCCUCUUCAGUCGCAGCAGGAGAUAGAUGGCUUCUCGAGCCAGUGGGUGAUGGGGAUACAAGGCAUCUAGGUUAUCGAGUCCAACUACCCAGCGCAUUUGAAUUGGCUUCUAGUGUUGUUACUGUAGGUCGUCUUCCUGACAAGGCAGACUUGGUGGUUCCCGUAGCUACAGUUUCUGGUUUGCAUGCUCGGCUGGAGAAGAAAGAGGGAAACCUUCUUGUAACAGAUUUAGACAGCACUAAUGGGACAUACAUUAAUGAUAUGAGGCUCAAAUCUGGUGCUUCUGCUAUUUUGACACCUGGAAGUUGCAUUACAUUUGGUGAUAAGCAUUUAGCAAUGUUUCGUGCUUCAAAGAUCGAGAGUGUGGAUGCAGCCAGUGAGUCUGUCAGUAGCCAAGUGAUUGAUGUUGCCCUUGAGUAAACCAGUGAUGCAAACGCUUGAGGAUAGGAGGUAGUCAAAUCUCUAAGUAUUUAUUUGUGUUAGUUCUCGCUUCAAUCUUGUUCAAGUAUAUACCAUAUGAUUCUAGUGAAGAAAUAUGUCUGUCUA